Messenger RNA from Prorocentrum cordatum, 1545 nucleotides. NCBI's taxonomy places the organism in Eukaryota, Dinophyceae, Prorocentrales, Prorocentraceae. The record is from the annotation of a GenBank genome assembly.
AUGCAGGUAACGCUGUCGCAGGCCGGGCACCCCUGCUCGCUGUCCCUGAGCCUGGACAAGUACAAGGGCAUGGCCGAGGUCUCGCAGGCCCUCGAGGCGGGGAUGACACCCGUGGUGAGCUACUGGAGCAGCGACGAGAUGCUGUGGAUGGACGGGCAGGGGAGCGACGGCCUCGGGCCAUGCGAGAAGGACGCCGCCGAGCAGUGCGGCGACACCGUUGCAUUCUUCGACUUCUCCGUGGGCGACAUCGAGAAGGGCGAGAGGUGUCCAGGCAGCGUGCGGGUGGCGGGCUACGGCCAGGUCGAGCUCGUGCCCACAGGCCUGCCCUCUCUGGCGUCCUCUCGCUUCGCUCUGUCGCCGUUCGGCGUGCCCGUCGGUGUGUCCUCCGGCGUGCCUGCCAGCGUGCCCUCGGGCGUGCCCUGGUGUACCUUCCGCGACACCCCCCCCGCCGUGCCCCUCGGCGCCCGCCGCCGCAGCUGGUCCGAGGCGAUGUCCCUGCUCCCGCCCACCGCCGCCCCACCGGCGGCGCCGCUGCCGCGGCCCGCCGCGCCGGCGCGCGCGCGGGCGCGCGAGGGCGCGCCGCACGCGGGUGUGCCGCGCGCGCCGGCGGCGCACGCUGCGGCGGGGCUGCUGGGCGCCGGGGGGCUCCUGGCGCGAGCGAGGACCGCGGGCGGCGGAGUGGAGGACCUGCUCCGCAGAACGGGCACCACGGUCAAUUUCCAGUUCUUCUACGAGUUGAGCAUCCGCACGGACGGGGUGUCGCUGUCCACCAACCCUCAGGGCAGCUGGCUGGCCAGGGAGUCAGGGGGUUUUGGCUCGGACACGCAGACAUUCAACCAGACGGCACAGAUCAUCCUGUCCCUGGACAGCUACAUGGAUACCUUCGCGCAGUUCAACGUGAGCAUGCCGCAGGCAUUCUACCCGUUGAUGCAGGAGGACUCUUACGGCGAGGUCAAGACGCUGCAGCCUCCGCAGGACGUGACUCUCGAAUUCGAGCGGCCCUCUAACGAUGACCAAUCAGCCGUAGCCGAGUUGCCCUAUUGGUCGCUCAGGGUGGACGGAUCCAAGCCCAUGUUCGAGGUGGAUUACGAGAAAACGACGCCGCCUCUCUUGGGUUCACCUGGGUCUUUGACAAUUAUCGGCAUCUACGCCACGGUCAUCUACACCAUAGGACGAAUCCUGCGCCUGUACUUCCAAGAUCGUUCGAAGUUUGUGCUCUACGAGGAGCUCCCUGACACCCAGCUGCUGCUGGACCUGUGCAACGGCAUCUACAUCGCCCGCAUUCAGGGGCAGCUCGUGGCCGAGUACCACCUGUACUACGAGCUCAUCCGCAUCCUCCGCAGCCCGGAGCUCCUGCUCGAGGUCUCGCAGCGCAGCCGCGCGACCCAGCUGGCCCGGCGAGGCACAGAUCUCGACGGCGGCACCUUGGGCGGCCACGGCACGGGCAGGCCCCCGUCGCCCCUGCCGCCGCGCCUGGGCCGCUCCUCGCGCUCGCUGGCCGCGGCGGCCAGGACCCCGCACGGAGCCGCGGGCGCGCGCUCCUGA